Messenger RNA from Solanum tuberosum (potato), 1093 nucleotides. Its product is annotated as stigma-specific STIG1-like protein 4. The record is from RefSeq and is a predicted model, not a curated record. NCBI's taxonomy places the organism in Eukaryota, Viridiplantae, Streptophyta, Magnoliopsida, Solanales, Solanaceae. The coding region runs from base 337 to 906 and encodes 189 amino acids. The transcript has a single exon.
AAGCCUCUAUUUCAGUAGAAAGUGCAAACCCAGCAGCACUCCUCGUCUCUCCACUUAAAUCACGUAAAUUAUAACUUACACCAUCCUGUGCCGACCUCUGUCUAAACAAGAAUCACCUGAAGUAUUGAACCCUUGUAAGAAAAACAUGAUAAAGUCGGUAACUUUUUACAUUCUUGCAUGAAAAUAACCAUAUCCCCUUCAACUAUUUAAUACUUUAUUCACUCCAUCAAAAUAACCAAUAUCCAAACGAAGAAGCUAACCAUCUCUCUGCUUCACUAAUCCAACUUUGUAAGUUCGUUGCUACAAAUGCAUUUCUCAGUUACUUGAUUUUACAUAAUGCAGCUAAUUGUUCGGUUGAUCUCAUUUUUGCUACUUUUACAAGUAGAAAUAGUUGGAGGGUUUCAGGAAAAUAUCACUAAUGGCUCGUCCAAAUCUUCUUCAUUAUGGCUUAAAAGAGUGGUGAAGAAUCCACGAGCCAUUGGGUGCGGGAAUAGGCCCUGGAUUUGCGAUGAAGUGGACUUUCCUCCAAGAAUAAAGAAGCGUUGUUGCAGGAAUCGCUGUAUUGAUGUCACAUCUGAUGUGAAUAACUGUGGAUUUUGUGGAAUAAAAUGUCCCUUCACAUGGCAAUGCUGCCGAGGAAUUUGCAUCAAUACUAACAUGAGCCCUUUUCAUUGUGGAAGCUGUGUGCAUAGAUGCCAGCCUCCAAGCCUUUGUUUUAAUGGAAUGUGUGGCUAUGCUCAACCAAUCCCCCCCUGGCCGUUCCCACCUCGGCCACCAUAUCCGUUCCCACCAAAGCCGCCUCUGCCACCAUAUCUGUUCCCACCAAAACCUCCCUUUCCUUGGCCACCACAUCCGUACCCACCAAGGAUGCCUCGGCCACCGUGCUCACCCCCUCCGUGGCUUUAAUGUUGACAAUGAAGCCUUUUCUAUAAAUGGAAAACAUCAGUUGAACUCUCAAACGUCAUCGCCAUUUCUUAAGUUCAUUCUUGACUUCUUUCUCCAGAGUUUGAUUCUUUGUUCUAUUGUUCGUAGAAGAAGAUUACACUAUGGUAUCUCUGUGAAUUCUUCAUCUAAAUGUAUAACUUUCCUCGAU